Messenger RNA from Dermacentor albipictus, 5667 nucleotides. The record is from RefSeq and is a predicted model, not a curated record. NCBI's taxonomy places the organism in Eukaryota, Metazoa, Arthropoda, Arachnida, Ixodida, Ixodidae.
UGCCUAUCACCGCUGUUUGCCUUUACGAAACCAGUAUAUUGGGCCAAAAUAUUAUCGCUCUCAGUCCUUAUUGCCCCGGGAAGGGCCCAGUCGGCGUCACCAUGGUGUCGUGCUCCAGGGUGUGCCUGUUCGUCUGGAGAAGGCUCCUACUGCAGACCUUGUGGCGCCACUGUGCUUCUCUGGUCGUCGAGCUGGUCUUCGUGGUGGCCACGCUCAUGUACAUGCUCUACAGCGACCGCGUGGACCAGGCGCAGGUGAAAAAGCUCAACCGCUCCUACUUGGCCGUACCCGAGCCGCGGCGAAUGAACGCCGAGCACCUUCGCCCGAGGUUUCCGCCUGGGCUCACUGUCAUCUAUGGACCCGGAGACGAGUACACAGACCAGGUGGUCGCCACGAUCUUCAGCCUCAUCGGUCGGGUGCCAACCAACUACGAAGAACCACCGCCUGACGCGAAGCCAGAAGACGAGAAGGAGAAAGUUACGCCGAGCGACUACGUCCAGCGACUCGACAGCGUCGACUCGGUGCCCGGCAGCUGCCGCAAAGCCUCCAGCAGACUGCUUCGCCGCAACGCCUUCGUGCACACGGUGGGGCGCACGAUGUGCGUCCAGUUCGAAACGGCCUCCACGCCCAAGGGCCUUCGCUACAGCAUCGUCAUGCUCGUCCCUCCGGAGAUCAUGAUCCCGGAAGGAAUACUCUACAGUGCACACGAUCUGUUCGCCGACCCUUCGAUAACUGCCGGAAGUGACGUCGUCGCAAUGGUCUCCGACACAUUACAUGUUCAACAAGCAUUGAUCGACCAAGCUCACAUGGCGCUUCAGGGAGGAUCAACCAACGCCGUUGAGCUCCACGCUCGACAUUUCCCUCUCGAAGCCCCGUUCGAAGACAUCCACAAUUACCGGAACGGAUUUUUCGCCGCCCUGUCAAUCUCAUUCUGCCUGCCACUUGUGUGGCGUGUGCGGGACGUCACCACAGAGAUAGAAUCCGGUCUGAAGUUCCGGUGUCGACUGCAUGCUCAGGAAGUCCAGGAGGUCAUGGGUCUGACGUCGAGCGAGUUCUGGCUCGGCCACUUCUUCUCGGCCUUGCCAAUCUCGAUCGUCGAAGGGGUGCUCGCGACGGCCGUGAUUGUCCUCCACGAGAAGGAGUACAGGCCGUCGAGGAACGUCACCGUGUACAAGAGCGAAGGCCACGACGUCACCGUCAACCCUUUCCCUAACGCCGACGAUCCAUCGCCGACCCCCAACGUCAGCGAGCCUCUGUCAUCCAAGUUCGUGCGCGUCUACCCGAACAACCCCCGGGCGACGCGCUAUUUCGAAAACGCAGACGGCUCCCUCGUGGUGGUGUGCUUCCUUUUAUUCUGCGCCUGUCACACGUUCCUGGCACUGCUGGUCGCCUGCGUCUUUCCUCACGGUCGAUGGGCGAUGGUGAUAGCCUUUGCAGUUUUUUUCAUGUUCCCGAGUCUGGAUGGCGACAAACUGGGCUUUAUUUUCGGCACGAGUCUCUUCACGUACCUGAGCACACCAAGAACGGAGAAACUGCGCACCGCUUUCUAUCCCAACGUGGCGCUCAGCACGGUCAUGAAGAUCAUUGGCAUCUUUGACGACUUUGAAAGAGCAGCUCACUGGAGGAUCCUCAAGAAGCCGGCUCUAAACCUGGACAACGUGUCCAUCAGAGACAUGUUGAAUGUCAUGUUUGCCACUUGUGUCAUAUUCGCCCUCAUGAUCACCUACCUAUCUCACGUGCUUCCGUGGACAACGUUGAGGCCGCAACACAUUCUGUUUCCAGUAUUGCCGUCUUAUUGGAGCCCACCCACAGGGACAGGUGACGCUGACGAAGAACAACAUAGCCGCGUCGACGAAGCACGUUUUGAGUCAGCGCCAAGCCAGAAACCCGCCAUCGAGUGCAAGAAUAUCACUAAGGCGUUUGACGACACCAUCGCUCUAAACAAGGUGGACAUGGUGAUCUACAGGAAUCAGGUGACAGUUCUGCUUGGCCACAACGGAGCUGGCAAGACGACGCUGAUGAGCAUAUUCACGGGUCUCCUGGAGGCCGACAGCGGCGCGAUAUUCGUUCGUGGACGAGAGGUCACCAGUUACACGGUGCGAGGGGUUCUGGGCUUCUGUCCCCAGGCAGAUAUAUUUUUCCCGGACCUCACCGUGUUGGAUCAUCUGCAGUAUUUCGGCAUACUCAAGGGAUUGCGGAGUUCCGAAAUCAAUCGAAACGUGAAAAUUCUGCUCGAGACUGUGCAACUCGGCGACAAGCUGUACGCUUACCCCGACGAGCUCUCUGGAGGAAUGAGGCGGCAGCUGAGCAUCGCUAUCGCUCUCAUCACGCGUCCAAGGGUUUUGAUCCUUGACGAACCAACUGUGGGCAUGGACCCCGAGACAAGACGCGUUGUCUGGACUCUAGUGCAAGGCAUGCGUGGCAGAACAACGUUGCUACUAUCCACGCACGACAUGGAAGAGGCCGAGCGAUUGGCCGACCGCAUCGUAGUAAUGUACAAAGGCCACGUGAUCUGCAGUGGAUCGCCAAGUUUCCUCAAGAAUGCUUGCGGCGUCGGCUACAAGCUGCGCAUCUCCAAGAGACCCGAUGCCUUCAGAGCGAAAGAAGUGCUCGCCGUGGCGCAGAGAGCAUGCCCUAGUGCUAACGUGGAGGAGGACAAGGACGACGAGGCGGUCAUUGCGAUGAACACGCUCAAGAGGGACGGGUUCCAGGCGAUGUUUCUCGAGCUGGAGAGAGAGGGUGCAGCUCUCGGCAUCCUGAGCCUAGGAGUAUCCGUGGCAACAAUGAAGGACGCCUACCUCAGAAUAUACGACAUCUGGGCGGAAGGUGCCAAGGAGAAAGGUGUCGUGACUGCAACUGCAGCUGCCCCGAUCACCGCGUUCGUGCACGGCGGUCAGAGGAGACCCCGGACGUGGCAGCGCUUUCGGGCCCUGAUUCAAAAGAGACUGCUGUACCUGUGGCGCACGCCCUUCCUGUUCCUCACCGGCUGGAUCCUUCCCCUGGUCAUCGCAUACAUCGGUAUCAGCAUCGUCAAGCUCAAUUCCUUCCAGCUGCCCUUCGAAUAUAGGUACAUCGAUCUGGAUGCCAGUGCUUUCGUCGGAGCCGAAAUGCCACGCCUGAGAACAUUCAUCCAGGAAGAGGAACGAACCAAGGAAUCUCUGGGCUACAGGGUGCUCCUCGAGAGCGCAAACGUCCCGCACACGGAAAUGCAAGACGCCUUGCGCAGUCUAGCCAUCAUGUACGACCGGCAGUUCUUCAAAUACGUGUCAUAUUACUCUUUCGGCACUAUCUUCAGCACUAAAGUGGUCGAAAUGUGGAACAACCCUCUGAGCGUGAUCGCAGCCAGCAUCCAACAGAACCUAAUCGACACCGUGCUCCUCCGACAGCAGACGGGUCAGCCUCAAAGCCGCAUCCACACCGGAGUAUCUUUGUACACGCUGACUGAGGAGGAGAUACGCGCCAAUGUCGUCGAGCGUGAUCCGCUGAACGACUUGGCCGAGCUUCUGCAGCACACGUGGGCCUACUGGGGCGUUAUGGGCUCUGUGAGCUUCGGCCUGAUCAUGUCGUCGUUCGUGGUGCUGCCCUCCCUCGAGGUGUGCAGCGAAGCCCGUCAGCUGCAGCUUAUGACGGGCGUCUCCGGGUUCCUCUACCUCGUCGCCCACUUCCUCUUCGACCUGAUCUUUUACCUGGUGCCGAUGGCGAUAAUUUACGGUGGCUUCGCUGUCAUUUUCAACCUGCACGGCGACACGUUAGCAUGGCUGCUUAUAAUCAUGAUCUCGUUUGCUCCCCUGGGCAUACUUCUUCCGUAUCUGAUAUCGGAGCACGCCUCCGACAGUAGCACGGCAUAUGCCAUUGUCCUCGGACUUUUCACGAUAGCAGGUCCCGGCACUAUAAUCGGCUUUCUGUACGCGUCCGACGCUUUGGAGGGCGAGAACGUGAGGCUGCCUUUCAUGUUCUUCCCGCCAUUCGCCCUCUCGGCGGCAACCGUGCGCGCCGUCAACCUCAAGUACGAAGUGGCGAUAUGCGAUUACCUGCAAAGCAAGAAGAAACUGCUGGACAAGCACAUCGAUUUCUGCAACUCGGUGAACGCGUACGGCUCGGCCAUAAGGUUUUGCUGCGAAGUACUGACGAACAGAACUCGGGACCCCUGGUACGAAAUUACAGCCGUGUCCAUUUCACCGCACGGAAUUCUCCUGGACAUCUUCAUCAUGCUCCUGCUGGGCUUCCUCGUGUUCCUCUAUCUGCUCUACCGUGCCCUGGCACUGCAUGCGUUCUCGAGGCAGAAGCUGGAACCGCCGCCGCAGAAGCCUCCGGACCAGGAGGAUCAGGACGUCGCCGCCGAGAGAGAGGCCGUCGAGUUCAUCUGUAGGCAGCAGCGCUUCGGCCAGCACACGCUCGUGGUGCGAAGCCUGCACAAGGUGUUCGGCCCGGUGCACGCCGUGCGAGGGCUGUGGUUCGCACUGAAGCCCGGUGAGUGCUUCGGCCUGCUGGGUGUGAACGGCGCUGGCAAGACGACCACGUUCCGAAUGCUAGCCGGCCUAAUCCAGGCAACGUACGGCGACGCCUACAUGAAGGGCGCCGUCCUCUCCGACGAGACUCGGAAGUGGCAAUCGAAGCUGGGCUACUGCCCUCAGGGCGGAGCGCUGUUGGACAAGCUGAAUGCCUACGAGAUGCUGUACCUCUUUGGUCGCCUCCGUGGCGUUCCCGAAGACGUUCUCCCCGGGGCGGUGGAUCACAUCAUAUACGUUACUGACCUCAGCGAUCAGGCGGCAAAGAGGUGCCAGCACUACAGCGGCGGCAACAGGCGCAAGCUGUCCAUGGCCGUGGCCCUGAUCGGCCUCCCCGAGCUGGUGCUGCUGGACGAACCGUACGCCGGCGUCGACGUGCUGGCCAGGACGCGUAUACACGAGGCGCUCAACCCGCUCAAGAACAGGACCAAGACCACCAUCGUGCUCACCUCGCACAGUAUGGAGGAGUGCGAGCUCUCCUGUGACCGCAUAUGCAUCAUGGUAGAAGGAGAGAUGGUCUGCCUGGGAACGCUGCAGCACAUCAAGGACCGGUUUGGCAAAGGAUACAAGCUGCUGUUCACACUGGAAGAAGACACGUGGGACGCUGUCGAGAAGCUCACCAAAGGCGUGCUCAAUUCACUGCCGGCUAUCACGGUAGUCGACGUGCGCCGUAGAGUGCUCGAGUUCCGCAUGGAGGGCAAGCUUCCCUGGAGCACGUUGUUCCACAAGCUGGCCGUCUUGGAGAGGGAAUUUCCCUUCGAGCACGUCCUCGUGUCUGACAACACCCUGGAGCAGAUCUUCAUCGAGUUCGCUCGGAAAGCUCACGCGGAGAAACCCAGACAAACUACUACUGCUACUUCCACCGCUAGUACGAACUUUACCGACGAGUAACCAGUCAUCGUUACCCCAGGGACCGUUAGAAGGAUUGUCGGGGCUCCACAUUCGUACUGUCUUAUUCAUGUGCGCGAUUUAAUUGACGCCCCACGUUUUUCUUUUUUUUUUCAAAAAUCUGAGAAUUCGUGUUGACGUACCUGCAAGAAAGUCUACUCUUUGAAUACCUCAUGUUUUCUAUUAACCUUACUCCUGCUAUUGUCACAAAUCCUUUUUUUUUUCUUGUCAUGUAUUGUCUAUUUGCCUAAUAAAUUGUGUUUACCUGCUA